This is a messenger RNA of Pestalotiopsis fici W106-1, 2019 nucleotides long. RefSeq lists its product as uncharacterized. The record is from RefSeq and is a predicted model, not a curated record. Gene Ontology annotation, molecular function: DNA-binding transcription factor activity, RNA polymerase II-specific; zinc ion binding; DNA binding. Bases 1 to 2019 code for a protein of 672 amino acids. The transcript has a single exon. Gene Ontology annotation, biological process: regulation of DNA-templated transcription; DNA-templated transcription. NCBI's taxonomy places the organism in Eukaryota, Fungi, Ascomycota, Sordariomycetes, Amphisphaeriales, Sporocadaceae.
AUGGCUUGUUCGGGUUCUACCUUCAAAACUGCCUGUUGGACAUGUCGUGAGCGCAAGGUCAAGUGCGAAAAGGUCUUGCCCUGUGACAAUUGCGUGUCGGCUGGAGUCUCUUGUUCAUUUCCACCCCAAUUCCGUACUGUCCGUCGCCCAAAGACAAAGCAACAACCUCCCAUUCAAAGAGAGAGCGAUCUCCUUGAGAAGAUCCGUCACUUGGAAUCAUGCCUCAAAAAGCAAAGGCGGCAGCAGCAGCAGCAGCAGCAGCAUCCACAUUUCGAUUUGAACCUCAACAGCGCCAGCCCUUCGAUGAGCUUCACCAACGGCGAGCCUUUGGCCGAAAUGAGCGACGAAAUCAUGGGCUUUGCCACCACUGCCAAUACUGAUUGCAAUAGCGGGUCUGGGCGGAUGGCGCACAUGAAGCCUAAUCACAGUGGGCCUGAUGAUGCUGUAAAUGCUACGGCGAACGCGCGCUUCGGCACAUUCAUGCACAACACUAUCACGAGCGGCACAUCGCCAAGUGAGAGCAUUUCGACCUCCCAGCAGGAUAUCCAGGGACCGCAGUCUGUUAUGGAGGAAGAUGAUCACGAUGGACUAUUUUCAGUAGGCAAAUCUUAUGCCGAGUUCCCAUUCAAACCAGCGCAGUGCAAAGGCAAAGCGCCGCCACUGCUGCCCAUACAGCACCGGCGCAUCUGCUGGCGUAGAUAUGUCGCCAACGUGGAUCCGAUUGUCAAGAUAUUGCACAAGCCGACUGCAGAGACCCUUGUUACCACCGAGACACCGCAUUGUCUUGAUUUUAGUCAUGCUGUCGUGGCUCUCAUCCACGCGAUUUGUCUCAUCGCUGUCGUGUCAAUGUCCCAGGCAGAUGUGUUGGCGCAAUUAGAUAUGGAAAAGGAAGAGCUGUUGAAAGUCUGUGCAUCAUAUACAGAACAAGCACUCAUGGCAGCAGAUUUCUUGGCUGCCAAAGACCUGAGGACCCUUCAAGCACUUUUGCUGUUCCUUUACUAUUUAAAGCACAUGGAUGACACAAGAUUCGACUCAAUGUGUGCCGUGGCGAUAUCAUUGGCUAGGAAGCUAGGACUGAACCGCGAUGGAACGACCAUGGGUCUGUCUCGUCUCGAGCUAGAGUCCCGCCGGCGGCUAUGGUGGCAGUUGCUCAAUCUGGCUGAUCAGCCCGACGACAUUGGUAUGGAUCGUUUCGCCCCCAGCAUUGGAGCCGAUACCGCCCUUCCCUCCAACAUGAAUGACAACGAGCUCGAGUUUCAGUACGACGGAGACAAAGAGUGUUCCAGCAGAUUCACCGAAUUGAGCUUCUGCCUCAUUCAGUACGAAAUCACCAGGACGUUUGGCGAUAUCAAAUGCGCACACGCACAAAGUCCUGACCGGAAUGAGGCAGCCAUCAAUGAGGCAGAGAAACGACUGAAGCUAUCUCAGCAGAUGAUCAAGUCCCGGUACUUGUGCAAUGGAGUUGAUGAACAUCCACUGGGCCGCUUCGCCGCCGACGUGGCUUCCAUGGCUCUGGCCAAGCGGCGUCUGUUAGUGCAUAUGGGUCAAGGAAGUCCUCCACCGCCCAGGACAUACGAUCAGCUGUUCCUGCUCGCCGUUCGAGUCUUGGAGCUCUGGAGAGGCAUCCAGAAUAGCAAACAUCUACAACAGUGGCGCUGGCUCAGCUCCUCUUAUGCCCAGUGGUCCGUGGCCACGUUUGUAGUCAAGAGCCUGGCGAUUCGACCGCUUAGCUUCGAGACCAGACGGGCCUGGCAUGUGGUUGAUGGACUCCUUGACCAAUACCCAAUCAUGACGCGCAACUCUGCUAGAUUCUCUGCAUUGCAACACUUGCUGGUGGACGCGGAGAAGAGCAGGGAUGCAGCCAAUCUGUGGCAGCUUCGGCUGUCAUGGGGCGCAGACCAUGUGCUUGGCGAUCCAUUUGCCAGUAGUGGGUUGGAUGAUUUCACCACGGUUGGCCAAGUUUUCGAGAGGAUUACUGACUCUGAGCAGCCAGAAUCUAGUGAUCAAGUAAAUAUUUAA